AUUCAGUGUCACAGUUAUAAUUAUAUAACUGUUAUAUCCCUUAAUCUUUAACGGUUGUACUAGUGUUUGUGAGAGAAAACAAAAAACUCAUUGUCGUAUAAAGUCAGCUGUUCAGAUAUCAAUCAAUUAUUUAGUCACUUAAAUGUAAACAUCAAGCUGUUACAUGACCGGGUAGUGCAACAUUCAAACAUACUCUUAAUAUACAUGGACAACUUGUGGGUAUAAAUACAUUUUAGAAAUAUUGAUACUGUUAUAUUCAUUAGAAGAUAUAGAUUGGAUUUGUCGAAUAUUUAUAACGAUGAGCGGAGCGCAACUAAUCUUUUCAACUAAUUUUUUCUUUUGAAUUUCAUCGAAACGAUUUCAUGAAACAAGUUCACUUAAGGCUUCGAUAACGUAGUAUUCCUGUAAUAUGAUUUCAAUGCGGGCUAACAUCAAUGGUGACAGAUCUUCUGUAUAGCGUUUUUGCUUGUGAAAUGUAUCGAUGAGUGGACUUAUUCGAUGUGUUAAAUUGUUAUUGUUAUCAUUUCUGGAUUACUUCUAAUUCUCGUUGUUCGGGAAUUUCCGUGAAUGAGAGCAAACAAUUCUAUAUAACGCCGCAUUUCCUAAGUUCAAUUAUUUUCAAAAUUUCAACGGUUUCCGUAGAAAGUCCAUAAUUGUAUUAGAGGAGAGUUGAGUGUAAAUCAUUCUUAGGUUUCCCAGAGAGUCAAACAGAAUUGGAUAAUUUAACGGAAUAUAAUACGGCACACAAUCGAAGAAUCUCUAUGCUAGGCAUAACUGACGAUAAUAUAAGAAAGACUAAAUCACGUAAACGUCUUUGUGUUAUUUUUAAUGAUGAGGAAAUCAUUAUUAAUCCCGAAGAUAUAGAUCCAAACGUCGGGCGUUUUCGUAAUCUUGUACAGACAACAGUAAUUCCUAUUAAGCGCGCACGUUAUGAAGGCUUGCAAAUGCGUUUAACCACGCCUACGCAACAUAUCGCACUAACCUCCAUGCAGGACCAUAUAAAAAAUUUACAAAACUCGAUUUCUUCCACUAGUACCACUUCUGCUUCACCGUCUUUGUACCAAGGACUACCAGCUGCUACCCAUGACGGUCAUAUACAGCACGUAGGCAAUGACUUUACUUUGGCAAGCCCACUGGCAUUAGGCUCGAUAUUAGGUUUAUUAUUACCGAAUCCAGCACCUGAUGUGACGCCUGUUGAGGCAUCUUUUGUGUCGCCCAUAAAUACACCAGCCUUAACUCGGAAAUUAGCUUCGGCAAACGUACGGUAUGACGGCUCAAUGCAUACAGGAACAAACGACGAACCUCAGAAAAAGAAAUACGCUAAAGAAGCUUGGCCUGGCCGCAAAUCCAUGUUGGGAACGCUUUAAUCUUAAUAAUCCAUGCAAAUAAUUUUUAGUUAGUUCACAAUAGUUUUAAACUUAUUUAAUUUUGUUUAUAUCAGAAAAUGCACAUUGUUUCUUUAAAAUUUUCUCAGACAGAGGAAAAAUUUUAAUAAAUCAUGGCAUAUAUUAAGAAGCCUCCUAGUUACGGAAUAAAUUUUAUGAAAAGUCAAAAAAAGUUACUAAUUUUGGUUUUUUUUCUCGGCCAUAAAAAAUGAUUUCCUUAAGUUAACAGCUUUAAGUUGGAAC
Messenger RNA from Glossina fuscipes, 1628 nucleotides. Its product is annotated as nuclear inhibitor of protein phosphatase 1-like. NCBI's taxonomy places the organism in Eukaryota, Metazoa, Arthropoda, Insecta, Diptera, Glossinidae. The transcript has 2 exons. The coding region runs from base 762 to 1367 and encodes 201 amino acids. The record is from RefSeq and is a predicted model, not a curated record.